Molecule: messenger RNA, 729 nt
Organism: Drosophila obscura
Lineage: Eukaryota; Metazoa; Arthropoda; Insecta; Diptera; Drosophilidae
Exons: 3
Coding region: 1-729 (242 amino acids)
Biological process (GO): DNA integration
Molecular function (GO): nucleic acid binding
Source: RefSeq, a predicted model, not a curated record
AUGCUGACAGGAGCCGAUGACGUAGACACGCUGAAGUCGAUUUGCGAUCAGGUGUUUGAGAUUCUUGGCUCCGGAGGCUUCAUCGCAAGACGUGGCGUUCCGCUGAGGAUGUAUUCCGACAACGGGACAAAUUUCGUCGGAGCCCGGAACGAGCUGCAGAGGCUUCAGGAAGCGUUCGAGGAGCAGCAGUCCAGCCUGAGGACGUUCGUGGCGGAGCAAGGGAUGGAGUGGAAGUUCAUCCCCCCGCGAGCACCGCACUUCGGCGGUUUAUGGGAGGCGGCCGUCAAGUCGGCAAAGCUCCUGAUCGUGCGGCAGGUCGCGGACGCCGCGCUCACCGAGAGCGAGGUGAGGACCGUGUUGGCCGUUGCCGAGGCCAUCAGGAACUCCAGGCCGCUCACUCCAGCCAGUACGGAUCCAAACGACGGAGAGGUGCUUACGCCAGGCCACUUUUUGAUCGGCCAGCCCCUUCGUUCGCUGCGGGCUUGGUCGAAGGACUACGUCCACAACCUGCAGGGACGUAGCAAAUGGCAAACCCCAGAGGCCAACAUCGAGGUCGGCGCCAUGGUGGUGGUCCACAACGACCAUACGCCGCCGCAGCAGUGGAUCACCGGCAGGGUCACCAGCGUCGUCGUGGGAGCAGACGGCAAGGUCAGGGUGGCAGAGGUGCGAACAGGAGGGGGCGUGAUUAGACGCCCAAUCCAUAAGCUGGCACUUUUGCCGAUACGUUGA